CAUCAGUCGCAGCCUUGAGAAUCGGAUUUUUUUCUCAGCAACUCCCUAGUCAUUAUCUGAACACUACAACAAAGUAGUUCAACUGUACCCUACAACAUGUAAUGCCAUACAAAUAAACAAUAGCUUCCACAAUGGAUCGGGACAAAGCUAGCCCGUCCCCCUUCACCCCUCUGGAGUCCCCAGGUCAAAUGUCUCCCUGUACAUUACUGCUGGGUCUGGUUGACUGCAGGAAAACACCGGGGCAGAGUGGAACUGAGAGAGGAGAAGAGGAACAUGGAGAUGUGAUUUCAUUAAGUAAGAACCAUGGGGACAUCCCUCAUCGUUGCUCUCUCAGUGGGAGGGGCUUAUCAUCUGGGGCACCUCGACAACAUCAUGAUGCUGACGAGAAAGAGCAGAGUCCCUCCAGAUCAGAAGACCUCAAGAAACACCAGCAGAGAUGUAUAGGGAAGAAACCUCACCACUGCUGCUUUGACUGUGGGAAGAGUUUUGCUAAACAGAAGGAAUUGAUCAUUCAUGAGCGGAUUCACACCGGUGAGAAACUGUACCACUGCUCUCAGUGUGGGAAGAGUUUAGCUGAUUCUAAAACCUUAAAUUCUCAUCAGAAAAUUCAUACAGGUGAGAUACCGUACCCCUGCUUUGAUUGUGGGAAAUACCUCAAUCAAUCAGGAGCCCAGACAACACACAAACACGUAUACUCAAGAGAGAAACCUUAUCGCUGUGAUCAGUGUGGGAAGUGCUUUAGUCGAUCAGGAGACCUGACUAGACACCAACGUAUACACACAGGAGAGAAGUCUUAUACCUGUGAUCAGUGUGGGAAGAGCUUUAAUAAAUCAGGACACCUGACUAUACACAAACGCAUACACACAGGAGAGAAGCCUUAUAGCUGUGAUCAGUGUGGGAAGGGCUUCAGUCGAUCAGGAGACCUGACUAGACACCAACGCAUACACACAGGAGAGAAGCCUUAUCGCUGUGAUCAGUGUGGGAAGAGCUUCAAUAAUUCAGGACAACUGACUACACACCAACGCAUACACACAGGAGAGAAGCCUUAUAGCUGUGAUCAGUGUGGGAAGAGCUUCAUUCGAUCAGGAGACCUGACUACACACAAACGCCUACACACAGGAGAGAAGCCUUACAGCUGUGAUCAGUGUGGGAAGAGCUUCAAUCAGUCAGGACACCUGACUUUACACCAACGCAUACACACAGGAGAGAAGCCUUAUAGCUGUGAUCAGUGUGGGAAGAGCUUUGCUCGAGAUUUCACUCUGACUACACAUCAGCGAACACACAGAGGAGAGAAGCCUUAUAGCUGUGAUCAGUGUGGGAAGAGCUUUGCUCGAGAUUCCACCCUGACGACACACCAACGCAUACACACAGGAGAGAAGCCUUAUAGCUGUGAUCAGUGUGGGAAGAGCUUCAAUCAUUCAGGAUCCCUGAUUAUACACCAACGCAUACACACAGGAGAGAAGCCUUAUAGCUGUGAUCAGUGUGGGAAAAGCUUCAAUCAUUCAGGAUCCCUGACUGAACACCAACGCAUACACACAGGAGAGAAGCCUUAUAGCUGUGAUCAGUGUGGGAAAAGCUUCAAUCAUUCAGGAUCGCUGACUACACACAAACGCAUACACACAGGAGAGAAGCCUUAUAGCUGUCAUCAGUGUGGGAAGAGCUUCAAUCAAUCCGGCGACCUGACUACACACCAACGCCUACACACAGGAGAGAAGCCAUAUAGCUGUGAUCAGUGUGGGAAGAGCUUCAAUCAGUCAGGACACCUGACCACACACCAACGCAUACACACAGGAGAGAAGCCUUAUAGCUGUGAUCAGUGUGGGAAGAGCUUCAUUCAAUCAGUAGAGCUGACUAGACACCAGCGAAUACACACUGGAGAGAAAUCUUACUCCUGUCUUUGUGGAAAGUGGUUUGCUCAUUCAGGGUCACUGAUAAAACACCAGGAAGUACAAACAUGUCGUCUUUCAUCUCCCUUCUCUCUGGCACCGGUUCCAGAUCCCUAAAUACAGUUUCAAUAGAAAACAUCUUGUGAAGAGUCAUCCAUCUCCCAUUCGCUAACAGUUUACUAAGUCUGAUUACCAUGGUAACCUGUGUAGCAUGAUAUGCAGCUCUGGAUCCAUAUUUCUCAAGCGUCUUGAAGUAGGAGUCCUGUGUGUGUCGUGGGGUGUUCAUAGCUGUAUCUAUUUCAUUAACUCCUACUAUCCAUUAAAAAAUGUAGAAUAAUGUUUAAAAAAUGGUAGGUGCAUAUUCAUGUGUGAUGGAAAUGUUGUCUGAAGAGAGAGCCUUGAAUUGUACAUCAUGUCUCAUACAAACAUUGGUUCCUGUAGGUGAUGGGUAGAGAUAUGAGGGGGACAAGGUCAUGACCCCCUCAGACCUUUUGGCAGAAUGUCCAGAAUAUGUUCUAUAAGUUAAGAUAGGAGACGGUCAUGACCCCCUCAGACCCUUUGGCAGAAUGCCCAGAAUAUGUUCUAUAAGUUAAGAUAGGAGACGGUUCCAGUCACAUGCAGGAUCCAAACGUUAAUGAUGAACAAUGUAAAUCAUGCAAAUAUAACUUGUCUGUGUUAGCAGUGUAUAAGAGAACUAACGGGACUGCCCCGAAAGAGCUCCUGACCAACGUGUACUAUGGUGCAUUAAGUUUGUUGGAAUCUCUCCAGCUUGCUGAUAAUAAAGAAUGAUUCAUUUCAGUUUGA
Molecule: messenger RNA, 2690 nt
Organism: Oncorhynchus mykiss (rainbow trout)
Lineage: Eukaryota; Metazoa; Chordata; Actinopteri; Salmoniformes; Salmonidae
Source: RefSeq, a predicted model, not a curated record